Messenger RNA from Pseudocercospora fijiensis CIRAD86, 477 nucleotides. RefSeq lists its product as uncharacterized. NCBI's taxonomy places the organism in Eukaryota, Fungi, Ascomycota, Dothideomycetes, Mycosphaerellales, Mycosphaerellaceae. The record is from RefSeq and is a predicted model, not a curated record. Bases 1 to 477 code for a protein of 158 amino acids. The transcript is spliced from 2 exons. Gene Ontology annotation, molecular function: protein binding.
AUGGCCGACCGUAGUGCUGCAAGCCGCACCUUUUGCGUCACUGAGCUGCUCGAAAUGAUACUUGUCAAUCUUGACGUCAAGGACAUUACCAAACUCAAACGCGUCUGUAAGGACUGGAAAGAAGUCAUCGCGACCUCGAAGCAGCUUCGGCAGAUCUGCUUCCUCGAGCCUAUCGAGCCGACUAGAGCGGUUGUAGGCAGUGUCAAAAACUUCUGGGAGUACAGCGGAUUGAAGAUCGUGUCGCUGGCGAACAACCAGGCUCACGAGCAGCGUAGCAUGCUGUCGCUGGCGCACAGCCAGACUCACGAGCAGUGUAGCCUGGCAAUUAGGAGAACCGGCUUCACAUUUGGGAAACUCCGAGAAUUUGUGCCAGAGAAGAUGCCCGAGGGAGAGCACGAUUACGUGUUCCUCGAUGCCCCAGGCAUUCUGCUGGACAGUCUUCUCGAACAAGUCUUCAACCGGACUCUCGAUGCCUGA